This is a messenger RNA of Acanthoscelides obtectus, 2301 nucleotides long. NCBI's taxonomy places the organism in Eukaryota, Metazoa, Arthropoda, Insecta, Coleoptera, Chrysomelidae. The record is from the annotation of a GenBank genome assembly.
UGAACUCUGUCCACUGGUGAAAACUGAUAGGCGUGGUGGCAAACUCCAUUUUACAAUAAAAUAAAAAAUAGUAAUAUGUAGUGAUAAUACAGGUGAAAUGCAAUACCGUUUUACUUCCCACGCCAGUGGUGAGGCAGUAUUGUAAUCCCGAAAUUUUUUGAAAAUGAGGUGUUGUACGCUAAUACUUGGUCCUGCUAUAGCUUGGAAAGUACUGGUUGGAUUUUGGAGGUCCACUUGUAAAUGACAAUGUCAGCCUAAAAACUAUUCGGAAAAUGCAAUAAACAUGUGCGACCUAAAAAUUCCUCAGAUUCCUCCUGGAUUAUCUAAAAUAGCUAUCAAUUAAUUAGUCGCUUAUCAAACACACAGUCCGGCAUGUGGGCGCGAAAAUCCAUAAUGUAGUGAGGGAAAACAACGCUAGAGUGCUGACGCCUUAUAGGCCAGUGAAUAAGGAACACCAGGUACUGGUUCUGGAUAUUUGGCCUAAUAAGCUAAUGCAUUAGGAUUGGAGUAUACAGAAAAAAAUCAUUCUUGAGCCAUUGAGCCGUAUUCAUAAAAGAGGUGCAUAUUCUCGGAAGCAUAAGGUUAAAGUAUAAGGUCUUGCUUCGGAGAAAAAGAUCCCACUAUCCAGAUGGUUAUGUCCAGUCGCACGCUGUUUCCGCUUUUCGUGUUGACAAUCGGCACCUUCGCUUUUGAGUUCAAGCAUCACAAUAAUGAGGAGUUACUUCGUGUGCUGCAGGAGGUCAACUUGAGGUGUCCGAAUAUCAGCAGGAUUUACACUUUGAGCGAGACUUCGGUAUUGGGGGUUCCGCUCUAUGUGAUUGAGUUUGCCACUAGGCCUGGGCAUCAUGAGAUAUUAAAGCCAGAGUUCAAGUACAUAGCAAACAUGCACGGUAAUGAAGUGCUGGGGAGGGAACUACUUCUAAAGCUAGCGGACUACCUUUGUGAGGCAUAUACACAAAACGACCCUAAAAUCAAAGCUCUUCUUCAAAUGACGAGGAUUCACCUGAUGCCCAGCAUGAAUCCUGAUGGCUGGCAAUUGGCUACUGAUACAGGUGGUCAAAGUUAUCUGAUUGGAAGGACAAACAACAAUUCUGUUGACUUGAACAGGAAUUUUCCAGAUUUGGAUAGAAUUGUAUUCAGAAAUGAAGAUAACGAUGCUGUAACAAAUAACAAUCAUCUCCUAGGACAAGUAUCGCAACUAUCCGACCCUCUUCAACCUGAAACAAGGGCAGUGAUGAGAUUUAUAAUGCAGAUUCCGUUUGUUCUAUCUGCAAACUUACAUGGUGGCGAUUUAGUAGCUAAUUAUCCUUAUGACGAAAGUAGGAGCGGUAGGCAGAAAAAUGAGUAUACCUCCACUCCAGAUGAUGGCACAUUCAGGUAUUUGGCUCUGUCGUAUUCAACAAAACACGCAGACAUGGCGAAUCCGAAUAGGAAGGGUUGCGGUGAUAUCGAUAGCAACAAGUUUGCAAAACAAGGUGGCAUCACUAAUGGAGCUAAGUGGUAUAGUUUGCAAGGAGGCAUGCAAGAUUUCAAUUAUCUCUCCACAAACGAUUUCGAACUAACACUUGAACUAGGUUGUGAUAAGUAUCCUUCCGAAAAUGCUCUUGAGAACGAAUGGCACCGAAAUAAGGAAGCAUUGCUCAAUUUUAUAUGGCAGUCUCAUAUCGGUAUAAAAGGAAUUGUCUACGAUAGUAUCACCCAACAGGGUAUACCCAAUGCUGUGAUUCAUGUGAAAAAUAUGACCAACGGAAAAUCGAGUGACAUCAAACAUGACAUAACUUCAGUACAUGAUGGCGAUUAUUAUAGACUGUUGAUUCCUGGAACUUAUAAAGUAACGGCUUACAAAGAUGGAUACUUACCUCACACAAGACUGGUAACAGUCUUAAACAGACCAUAUACACCAGCUCAGAGGGUCGAUUUUCCGUUGAAACCCAUAUCGUUGCCACCAUACAUACGGAUGCAGACCGACAACUAUAUCAAUUCCAAGCUUGACGAAGAGCUUUCCAGUCAACAACAGUGGUCAAAUUGGGUGGAAGAGGACGAACCAAUAUUAGAGCCUAUCGCAGAACAGUAACAGCUGACAAAAUCUUACAGUAUACUUAUGUAACAUAUAUCAUUCCAGUAGACUUCCAUUAUCUAAUAGUUUAAAACAUAUAUUGGAUACAUAAUUCUCAACACUUCACGCACAUGAUUAGUGUAUAGUUGUAUAUUAUACUUUGAAUUAUAUUUUAUGUACCGUUAACGUGAAAAGACACACAUACAUAUUAUGUAAAUCUAAUAAAAUAUAUUUUAGAAAUGUUC